AUGGCACUGCACAGGCCCCUGCCAUCACACACAUUCAGAUGGCGGCCGAGUUUCUGGGCAAUACCGGUGAUCCUCUUCACCGUUGUAUUACUCUUCCAGGAUGUCAUAUACCAGACAUGGGCGCUUGUGUCGCUCAAGGUGCACUGGCGCGCCAACGCCGCCGACUUCAUCCUCUCGGCCGAGCGCGACGACUUUGACGUGACAUUUUCGAAUUACACUCGCGACCAAUUGAGCGCAGGCGAGCCGUUCCAGGAUGUCGUUCCUCCCGUGCUGCACCACAUCGCGCUGGGCACCAGGAGACAAGACUGGCGCCCAGAGUGGGAAGAGGCGCUGCAGAGCUGUGUCGACUUGCAUCCCGGCUGGCAGACGCGACUGUGGACGGACGACGACGCCGCUGCCUUGGUCGAGGGCAAAUUCCCCGAGCUCAUGGACAUGUGGCACAGUUACCCGUACCCGAUAGAACGCAUCGACGCCCUGCGAUACAUGAUUCUGUACGAAAUGGGCGGAGCCAUUCUCGACCUCGACAUGCGAUGCAGACGGGCUCUCGGACCGCUGAGGCGCUUCGGCUUCGUCGCACCAGAGGCUCACCCCACGGGCUUUUCCAUCAGCUUCCUCAUGGCCAGUAGACACAAUCCCUUUAUCGGCACCAUUCUCGACAACCUGCCGGCCUACAACAAGCGGUGGUUCGGGCUGCCUUACGCCGCCGUCAUGUUCAGCACGGGCGGCCACUUCGCCUCCGUCCUGCACGCGCUGCAGCCGAAUCGGAGAGACUACAAGAUCCUGCCGGGUCCCCUUCACAGCCUCAACGGCAGAGUCGUGACGCCCCUCUUUGAGCACCUCGGCAGUUCUUCGUGGCACUCGUACGAUGCCCGCCUCAUCAACCACCUGGGCCACGCCCGCCUGAUGCCAGUCUUCUUUGGACUAGGCAUUGUGAUGACUCUGUACGUCCAGAGGCGCGUCAUCAUCCGCCGCUUGCGCUUAUGA
This is a messenger RNA of Metarhizium album ARSEF 1941, 984 nucleotides long. RefSeq names its product Glycosyltransferase, DXD sugar-binding motif protein. Gene Ontology annotation, biological process: mannosyl-inositol phosphorylceramide biosynthetic process. The transcript has a single exon. NCBI's taxonomy places the organism in Eukaryota, Fungi, Ascomycota, Sordariomycetes, Hypocreales, Clavicipitaceae. Bases 1 to 984 code for a protein of 327 amino acids. Gene Ontology annotation, molecular function: mannosyltransferase activity. The record is from RefSeq and is a predicted model, not a curated record.